Daldinia vernicosa is the source of this 2022-nucleotide messenger RNA. RefSeq names its product putative O-methyltransferase. NCBI's taxonomy places the organism in Eukaryota, Fungi, Ascomycota, Sordariomycetes, Xylariales, Hypoxylaceae. The record is from RefSeq and is a predicted model, not a curated record. The coding region runs from base 435 to 1742 and encodes 435 amino acids. The transcript has 4 exons. Gene Ontology annotation, molecular function: O-methyltransferase activity.
CGGCGAUAGAGGUGAACCCAGGUGUCUUGACGUUCGCUUACCAAUUCCUACGGGAUAUGAACCAUGUCAUGCAUGCAUGAUAACAAGAUCCAGAUGUUAAAUCUGAAGAUCAUCUAGAAAAGGAAGUACACCCAUCCAUUCUCUUCUCUAUCCAUGCUGUCUUGUCAUGUUCGUGGGGGGCACUCGGCCGCCACACAUACAUAGUAUCAUCCUGAAAUCCAUACUUACACAGUAUAUUCUGCUUCAGAUACUCUAUCUGGCCUAGAAUAGCCAAGCAAGGGAAACCAAUCCCUUAUAUCGGAUCCCUGAGACCCACUUCAAAUCAUGUCUCUAAAAUAUGCUGAUAUAAAAGCUCAAGGGGCACCUUACCUCGAUAAUUAUUAUCAACCUACCUGGGUACCUUCUAAAGAUCCAGUUCUAUAUUCGUCAUAACUAUGUCUUCUAUCGAAAGUUUAGCAUCAUCCAUUACGGAACAAGUCUCAAGGCUCUCGUCCUUGCUCCAAGGAGAGGGCUUACCUUCCCCAACCUUUGAAGAGUCAGGAUUCAGUGAUUUCGGACAGGAAUCGGACACGCCAGCAGGAAAGACAUUGCGGGAAGCACGUAACAAAAUAAUUGAUGCAGCCCACGACCUGAUACGGUUGGUGCAAGGUCCGACUGAACAUAUUCUGACUUUAACUUGGGUGACUGCAGACACGGUAAACAUAGAUUUGAUUACUCGGUUGAGGAUUCCCGAACACGUACCACUGGGGUCGUCAAUAUCGAUCCAGGAACUUGCCGCUGCUAUACGCAUCUCUGAACCUUUACUGGCUCGAAUAGUACGAUAUGGAAUUGCCAACGGUGUAUUUGUCGAGGAAUCACCCAACGUCAUUCGUCACUCAGCAUCGUCGGCUGCGCUGGUGCAGAACCCGCACUUGAGCAAUAUCGUACGGUUCGGAGCGGAAGAUCUUGGAAAAGUUAUGAUGAAAAUACCGGAUGCGGUUGUGCUUAAGCGCGAUGACCCGGAGCAUGCCCCCGACACUGCAUUUAACCUGGCGUACGGCACGAAUGAAUCGUUAUUCGUCCACUUCCACAAAAAUGAAGCCGCAAAUAAGAGAUAUCAUGAGUAUCUAGCGGGAAGAACAAGCACGCCCUUAUGGUCUUUUGAUCGUCUGCGUGCAGCCUGGCCAUGGGAAUCCAAGGGAAAGGUUAAAGUGAUUGAUGUUGGUGGUUCCAGCGGUCAUACAGUCCUAGCACUGGCACCUUUAAUGCCCGAUGCAACAUUCAUUAUCCAGGACAAUAAUCUCACUUCGUUAGAGAUGGGACGACGCGCCGUUGCUGGAGAUUCUUCUCUGAAGUCGCGCGUCAGCUUUGAAGUGUAUGAUUUCUUCAAACCGCAAACAGUUCAAGCCGAUAUCUACAUUUACCGACAUAUUCUGCACGAUUGGCAGGAUGAGGACGCGGUGAAAAUCCUGUCAUCAUUACUUCCGGUCCUAAAGCCAGGGGCAAGAGUUCUUAUCAGCGAGUGUAUUGUUCCAGACCCGCCUGCGAAGAGACUGAAUACGUUGGCAAGCAAAAUGCCUCGGGUAGAAGAUACGUUUAUGCUCGGAGCGCAUGAUUCACACGAACGCACUGUCGCUGAAUUUGAGUCACUAUUCCACCAAGUCAGCCCUGGGGGUUUUCGGCUUGUGGGCGUCACAUCAGGCGCCGAAGCCGGAGCUUUCCAAUCAUUGCUUGAAUUCGAAUUUAUUGGGUUGAGAAACUAGCGUAGUAAGCACAUGCUUGGCAGCUUAAAUUGAGGCUUUAUCAUGCAGUUCAUGAGAUCUACGCGGAAAAGGGGUAACUUGGGUUACAUCGGAAUGCCGUUGCUCCCCGUCUCGUGAUUUUACCUGUUAGUGGUUUAUUUUAUGAGCGAGUAUAGUAUUACUUUAGCUAUUUAGCCUACUUCAACUACCAAUUGUGGAUUAGAUUAAUUCUCAAUCGAUGAUGCUUCCACCAUGCCUACCACCUUAAUAUAGGUAGAGAUAAGUCUUAGGCGCAUAGAAA